AUGUUUGCCUGCAUUACACUUGCCAUUAACGUUGCGAUCACUGGCCUAAUUGUGGGCCGCCUCCUCUAUCAUCGACAGUUCAUCCAAGAUGCAUUGGGACGAGAGCAUGGAUCGAGAUAUAUGCGCAUCAUAACCAUGUGCAUUGAAUCCGCUGCGCUGGUGGUUGGAUUCAAUUUGGUUUUGAUUGUGCUGGUACUGGUCAAAGCUCAAGAGAAUGCCGCCCUCAUCCUCCUGCAGAUGAUGGCCCAGAUAUACACCAUUUCCCCGUUUUUGAUUCUGUUUAGAAUCUCUCAUGGGAGAGUGCACCAUAAUCCAACGCUAGAGUUUAGGGUGCAGAAUGCGGAGGACGUGAUAAAUCGCGACAUCCCACUUCAAUUUGCAGUCGCAAAUUCACCAGAGUCUACGAUGAUAUCGGAUGCAUCGUAG
Messenger RNA from Psilocybe cubensis, 426 nucleotides. RefSeq lists its product as uncharacterized. Bases 1 to 426 code for a protein of 141 amino acids. Lineage: Eukaryota; Fungi; Basidiomycota; Agaricomycetes; Agaricales; Agrocybaceae. The transcript is spliced from 2 exons. The record is from RefSeq and is a predicted model, not a curated record.